AUGGCCGACAAGCUUCACGAGGGACAGGACGUCUCCUGGCGAUGGGGAGGUGGCAAUGCCACGGGCCAGGUUGCUGAGAUCGUCGAAGAAGGGAAGACGAGUGUGACCAGCAACAAGGGAAAUACUGUCACUCGUAACGCGAGGGGAAAAGAAGACCCAGCGGUGAAGAUAUCGAGGAAGGGGAACGACGUCGUCAAGUUGGCCCAUGAGCUUAACGAAGUGAAAGACGACGAGUGA
Postia placenta MAD-698-R-SB12 is the source of this 237-nucleotide messenger RNA. RefSeq lists its product as hypothetical. The coding region runs from base 1 to 237 and encodes 78 amino acids. The record is from RefSeq and is a predicted model, not a curated record. Lineage: Eukaryota; Fungi; Basidiomycota; Agaricomycetes; Polyporales; Adustoporiaceae. The transcript is spliced from 4 exons.